AUGAAAGACAAUGAUGUUGCUUGUAGCGAUCGUAAUCAUGACGAUGACGAAGAUGAUGAGGAAAAUGACGAAGAGGAUGAUAAAGAUGACGAAGACGAUGAUGAAGAUGACGAAUAUGAUGAUGAAGAUGACGAAAACGAUAGAGAAGAUGAUGACGAAAAUGGCGAAGAUAGUUUUGAAGAUGAUGAUGACGAAGAUGUUGAUGAUGAAAGAGAAGAAGAAGAAAAAGAAAAAGAAGAAGAAGAAGAAGCCAGCAGUAGGCACGUUAAUGAAGUUCUUCAUAGAUUAUCAGUAAUUUCAUAA
Molecule: messenger RNA, 303 nt
Organism: Helobdella robusta
Lineage: Eukaryota; Metazoa; Annelida; Clitellata; Rhynchobdellida; Glossiphoniidae
Exons: 1
Coding region: 1-303 (100 amino acids)
Source: RefSeq, a predicted model, not a curated record